Messenger RNA from Trichoderma breve, 1053 nucleotides. RefSeq lists its product as uncharacterized. The record is from RefSeq and is a predicted model, not a curated record. The transcript is spliced from 2 exons. The coding region runs from base 1 to 1053 and encodes 350 amino acids. Lineage: Eukaryota; Fungi; Ascomycota; Sordariomycetes; Hypocreales; Hypocreaceae.
AUGGGCAGCAACCGUCACGGAAAGAAGCGGAAGAUCGACAAGUUUAGACAAAAGGGCGAGUCCAUCAUCGAGGACAGGCUUCAAAGCAAGAAGGCAUAUCUAGCCCAAACUGAAAAACGCGUCAUAAAGCUCAACUAUGUACGGCACACUGGAAGCCUCGAUCUGGGGGAAGACGAGUACCGGUCCCAGAUUAAGCAGUUGGAACGUUUGAUCACAGCCUUGAGAGGAGAUGUUGUUGUUAUCCAAACCUCUCGUCACGAACUCAGCGGUAGACUCAUGGAUAAUAUGAUUUGGCAACAUGACCGUCAGAACACGGAUGGGGCCUAUCUGGAUCUUUUGAUCAGUCGCUGCAAGGCACAUGAUGUAGCAAGGCUGUCUUUGUUUGCUUCAAGAGAUCCAAGUGCCCAAGAAAGGUUCCGAAAGAAGGUUUUGAAAGCAUACGAUACAGUAGAUCUGGAUACGGCGUGGUGUGUAAUCUCUGGCAAAUACCUUCCGGCGUCCACUGUGAGGGCAGCCCAUAUUGUUCGGUACAAAGUGGGCAAGCUUUCUGCGCGCCACCUGUUUGGGCCACUUAGCGACAAAGAUGGCCAUCUAAUGGCAGACAAGAACGGCAUCCCAAUAUACUACAAGUACGAAGCGGCUUUCGACGAUGCACGCUUGGUCAUCGUACCAGAUGGAGACCCACGAAAAGGCUGUUGGAAAGUACAUUGCCUUGACGAUCCCGAUACCCAUAAAUCGUCUGGAUUGGUCCCAUUUGGUCGUGAGCUUCAUGGGCGCUCGUUGCAGUUCCGGAACGACUUUCGACCCUCUGCUCAAUACUUAUACUUUGCGUUUUUCGCAGCCUACCGUAACCAGAAUUCGCUCACUCCUGUCGUCUCCAAGGAUAAGCGUCUCCCGAGACGCCAUAGGCGAGAUAACGAGAGAUAUGAGGAGGUUGAGGAGGUUGAGGAGGAUAAGGAGGAGGUUGAGGUUGAGGAGGAGGAGGAGGAGGAGGAGGAGGAGGAGGAGGAGGAGGAGGAGGAGGAGAAGGAGUCAUUUAUUAUUGUGAUCUAA